Olea europaea var. sylvestris is the source of this 1944-nucleotide messenger RNA. RefSeq lists its product as uncharacterized. Gene Ontology annotation, cellular component: cytoplasm. Lineage: Eukaryota; Viridiplantae; Streptophyta; Magnoliopsida; Lamiales; Oleaceae. The transcript has 4 exons. Gene Ontology annotation, molecular function: rRNA (uridine-N3-)-methyltransferase activity. Bases 470 to 1756 code for a protein of 428 amino acids. The record is from RefSeq and is a predicted model, not a curated record. Gene Ontology annotation, biological process: rRNA base methylation.
UUUAUAUAAAAAUCAAAAUUUUGAUCUCCACAAACCAUGUCUUGAUCUUCCUCCUCAUCAUCCUGACAGUAAUCGCAGUUUAUGCUUUCCUUUCUAUUUUCGGCCAGUGAAAUCAAGUAAGGCUGAUUUCAGGAGAUGAUGAUCGAUUUGAUGCAACAAGAUCAUCAUCUGGUGACUAUCAUUUUGCUGUGAUCCAAUUAAUAUGGCUAAUUGAUGAAUGCUUAUCGAGUGAGAUUCCCAAUUUCGACUUCGCCAUUCACAAUUCUUGGAAACAAAAAUAGGAAAAAGCGGAAGUAAAAAUUCUUGGGAACUUGCAUAAGUGGCUUUCCAAAACAGAUUAUGAUUUCUAAAAAUUAAUCCAGAAACUCCAUUAGAAACUACAUAUUUAUCUUUUCGUUAUUUAUUUAUUUUUAUCGAAAUUUAGGAUCUUUCACUGCAGCUCAAGUGAAAUUAUUUGACGAUCAACAAAAUGGGAAUUGUGUAUAGUUUCAUCAAAUCCUUGGGCAGUAAAGGAGAAAAUGAAGAAAGGAAGGAAGAACCACAUUCAUGUUCUUUCUGUGCAUCAGUGUGUAAGAUUUUCAAGAAUCUAUGGAGGAAGAUCUACUGUACUAUUUUACUUGCAAAACCAAGAAAACCAGGCCCCAUACUUCCUGUUGAAAAUCAUGUAGUUUUACAAGAGAUUUCUUCGCCUAGUUCAGAUUCAUCUUUGGACUCGGGCCAAAGUGCUGCCUAUGUCCCCCCUUCAGAUUUGGAAUGGCAGAGGAUUUAUUCCGACGUAGAUAUUGAAUCGCAUGUUAAUGCUGAUACAUAUUCCCCUCCUUCAGAUUUGGAAUUGCAGAGGGAAUACUCAAACACAGAAAAUGAAGCGUAUGCCAGUGCUGCAUGGCUGCAAAAUCCGCCAGUUUCUUCUGCAAUCCGGACAGAGUCCGUCGAGGACGAAGACUCAAACUACACUAAAGGGCUGGAUGUGUUAAUUGAUGUACCUACCUUUAAUUGCUCUCUUGCCCUUAAAAACGCAUUUGACAUUGUGGAUUCUGCUGUUUUCAUUGAAAAGGACCAAAAUCAGCUAGGCCCGGAUGACUCUGGGGAGAAAGUUGAGGAAGAAAAGGAGAUAGAAUGUUUGGUGGCAGAAGGGAAAUGGAUAAAACAUUAUAAUAGUAACCACAGGAUACUGCUUGUGGGUGAAAGAGACUUCUCUUUCUCUGCUAGUUUGGCUGUGGCUUUUGGUUCUGCUCCCAACAUCAUUGCAACUUCUCUCGAUUCUGAAGAUUUUCUGAAAGCAAAUUAUACGCAUGCAAUGUCCAACAUCGAGAAGCUAAGGAAUAGGGAGAGCAAGGUCAUGCAUGGGAUUGAUGCUACUAAUAUUUCAAAUCAUCACUUGCUCGGAGAAAUGAAAUUUGAUCGAAUAAUUUUCAACUUUCCAUAUGCUGGUUUUUUUAAGCAUUUAUCCCGCGAGGCUCAACUAUGUAAGCACAAAACACUUGUGAGUCUUUUUCUCAAGAAUGCUAAGGAGUUGAUCAGUGAAAAUGGUGAAAUUCAUAUAACCCACAAGACCAAUAAUUUCCAUGUUGAAUGGAAGUUAGAAUCCAUGGCUUCUUCCUAUGGACUUGGACUGAUCGAGGCUGCGAAAUUUAGUCACUUUGAUUAUCCAGGUUAUCGCACCAAAUGUGGCUUUGGUCGUAACGAUAAUUUUUUAUGUUACCCAAGCAAAACGUACAAGUUUGGGCUUAGAAGAGGCUCAAGUUCAGCGUGUUAAUUAAUUUACUUGAUAAUGUAGGCAAAUAGAUUUCGUGUAUCUUUAAGGAAUGGGACAUAGUCCAAUUUUGGUGAUGUCUGAGUGUCGUUAAAAUAUGAAAAAGUAAUGUAGUGUAUAUAGUUUUUAUUUGUUAGUUAUUUGUAAUUUCAUAUGUACGUCUGUUGUUAAACUACUUUGUUUUCUCUUCA